Abrus precatorius (Indian licorice) is the source of this 2712-nucleotide messenger RNA. RefSeq names its product glutamate receptor 2.8-like. The record is from RefSeq and is a predicted model, not a curated record. The transcript is spliced from 5 exons. NCBI's taxonomy places the organism in Eukaryota, Viridiplantae, Streptophyta, Magnoliopsida, Fabales, Fabaceae. The coding region runs from base 1 to 2712 and encodes 903 amino acids. Gene Ontology annotation, molecular function: signaling receptor activity; ligand-gated monoatomic ion channel activity. Gene Ontology annotation, cellular component: plasma membrane.
AUGUCACUAACUAUCUUCUUCUUUGUCUUGCAAUUGUUUGCAAGGUCAAGGGUACUAUUAGCUACUGAAGGAAGAGACCAUUGUUUAAUCACCCCAAAGCCCAUUAUGAACAUUGGUGCUGUGCUUGAUUUGUAUUCACUAAUGGGAAAGCAACAGAAGAUAGCCAUGGAAAUUGCAAUAGAAGAAUUCAAUCUCUUGAGUUGUUCCAAGCUGGAUUUGAAUGUACAAAAUUCUCUUGGGAAUUCGGCUCGAGCAAUUGCUAGUGCUACGGAUCUCGCUGAGAGCAAGCAAGUCCAAGCUAUCAUAGGAACAUUAACACAAAACGAAGCAACUCUGGCACGCGAAUUAAAUGACUACAUGAAGACCAUUCCAAUAUUCUCUCUCAGUUCCCCAACAACAAGCAAAGAUUUAUUAUCUCCUCAAUUGCCACACGUCAUUAAUUUGGGAGAUGAUAUGAGGUUUCACAUGCAAUGCAUUGCAGCAAUUGUAGGAGAAUUCAAAUGGCAAAAGGUGACAAUAAUCUAUGAAGUUAACAACGGGUUUUCUUAUGAUCCAGGAAUACUACUUGAACUCUCCUAUUCUCUUAGACUUGUUGGUUCUGAGAUUGAUAACCACUUAUCUUUGCCUUCUUUAUCCACUCUAUCUGACCCAAAAGCUACAAUUGAACAUGAGCUUAAUAAGCUCAAAAGCAAGAGUAAUAGGGUCUUCUUGAUCGUGCAAUCUUCUUUAGAGUUGUCUAGUAUACUUUUUGAGAAAGCAAAGCAAAUGGGUUUGAUGGAAAAAGGUUCUGUGUGGGUUAUCCCAAAUGUGGUUGCCGGCCUUCUUGAUUCAGUUAACUCUUCUGUUAUCUCUAACAUGCAAGGAGUUAUUGGAUUUAAGACACACUUCAACGAAACGAGCGAAGCAUUUAGAAAGUUCAAGCUCAAAUUUCGAACCAGAUUUGCACUGGAGUUUCCUGAAGAAGAGAACAUCAACCCAAGUUUCUUUGCACUUCAAUCAUAUGAUACAACCUGGGAUAUUGCUAAAGCUGCAAAUAAAUCACAAGGGAAGUUGACCCUUGAUGAAUUAUUCAAAAGUAAUAUCUCCAGGAAUAGCAAAUUACGACAAUCACCACCCUUCAAUAUAAUUAAUGUGAUAGGGAAAAGUUACAAAGAGUUGGCAUUAUGGUCUCCAACACUAGGUUUCUCAAAGAACUUUGUCACCCAUCACUUACAGAAUAUGAAAACGAAUAAUGUUUCUAAUGGAGUUUUGAGCACAGUUUAUUGGCCAGGAGGCUUACAAUUUGUUCCUAAAGGAUGGACUGACAACACUAAGGAAAGGGCAAUGCAAAUAGCAGUACCUUCAGAAGGUGCCUUUAGUCAGUUUGUGAAUGUGACAUAUGAUCAGAGCAAGAAUACAACUUCCAUUACUGGUUUCUCAAUAGAUGUCUUUAAAGCAGCCGUUAAUAAUCUUCCUUAUGACUUGAAAUACGAGUUCAUUCCAUUUAAUGGAUCUUAUGACGAAAUGGUUGGUCGAGUUCAUAAUAAGACAUUGGAUGCUGCUGUGGGGGAUACAUCAAUAAUGGCUUAUAGAUAUCAUUUAGUCGACUUCUCACAACCAUAUAUUGAAUCCGGCCUCGACAUGGUAGUUACUGAGCAGUCAGCUAAACCUAAUGAAACAUGGAUUUUUAUGGAUGCCUUUACAAAAGAGAUGUGGUUGAUGAUGAUAGCAUUGCACAUUUUUGUGGGGUUUGUCAUUUGGUUGAUUGAACGACAAGUUAAUGAAGAACUACAGGGAUUGGGGUCCAUGCUUUGGUUUUUAGUAACUGUAAUUUUCUAUGCACACAGAGAAUCAAUUAGAAGCCCCUUGGCUCGAACUGUGCUAGCACCAUGGUUAUUUGUUAUCCUCAUUGCAACAAGUAGUUUCACAGCAAGUUUGACAUCCAUGAUGACUGUUUCUCAACUACAGCCAUCAGUAUUAGAUAUUGAAACCCUUCAGAAAACAAAUUCUCCGGUUGGUUGUGAUGGAAAUUCGUUUAUUGUGAAGUAUUUGACUGAUGUGCUAAAAUUCAAGCAUGAGAACAUUAGGAAAAUUAAAUCCAUAAGUGAUUACCCUGCUGCCUUUCAGAACAAGGAUAUCAAAGCCGCUUUCUUUGUUUCACCUCAUGCUAAAGUAUUUUUGGCAAUGUACUCAUGUAAGGGCUUCAUCAAAGCAGGGAACACUUUGAAGCUUGGUGGCUUUGGUUUUGUAUUUCCAAAGGGCUCCAAUCUGGCUAUUGACAUAUCUGAGGCAUUGCUUAAAGUGAUAGAGAGUGGAGAAAUAGAGCAACUAGAAAAAUAUAUGCUAUCAAGGGGAACCAAAGCCAAUUGUUCUCCUUCAGAGAAAAAGGAAAAAGAUGGGUCUUCAAUAGGACUUCAGCCUUUCCUUGGCCUAUUUUGCAUUUGUUCUACUAUUGCUAUUUUGGCAUUGUUGUAUAAUAUGAUUUGUUUGUUCAUGAAGAAUGUAGAGACCUUGACUAGUCACAUACACAUAACAUUAACACAAGUAAGGAGAAUAUGGAGAUGGAUAACCACAUAUUUUGCUAGUAGUUGUUCAAGACUCCAAUCAAGAAGUAAGAGAAGAGUAAGUACUACCACAGUAACAAGAAAUGCAGAGGAGACAGUCACUAAUAGUCAACAAAGCCCAGUGGUUGUUGAUAUUGUCGAUAUAGUAUUGGCUGCUCAUCCUUCCUGA